Sungouiella intermedia is the source of this 1038-nucleotide messenger RNA. Lineage: Eukaryota; Fungi; Ascomycota; Pichiomycetes; Serinales; Metschnikowiaceae. The record is from the annotation of a GenBank genome assembly.
AUGUAUCUAAUGAUGCUAUUCCUUAAGGCUCCGCAUCUCUGUCGUGCAUGUAUGACGUACUUGUGGCACUUGACAAGUGCGCAAAGAAUCAGAACUGUACGCGUCAAACUGAAAGUCAACGACAUGGAGUUUGAUGCUGGAGUAAAAUUGAUCCUUCUCCCGAAGGAACAUAGCUCAUUUGAUAUCAUAUCUUUGCCUUUGGGUGAUACCCAGAAGAAGCUUUUAGCCACAUCGGAACAAUUAUAUGAACUCCGAGAAGUACAUGGAUCCAGUGAAUAUGAUGCACAUCCAGAACCAAGAUUACCAUCAGGAGGGCCAGUGAAAUCUAUUAUUCUUGAGAGCAAGGAUUCGAAUCAAGGCGCGAUUUUAAAAGAUCCAACCUUAACUACUUGUACUCCAUUUAACAUCGUGUAUUAUGUUCUCAAUGCAAUGUAUAUUCAGAAAGAUAACUACACUACAAGAUACCAAACAUUGGAUGAUAUUCUAGAUGAUCUUCGUCUUUCGCCUUGUCAUGAUACUUUGUUUAUGAAGAUAAAGCAAUGUUUAACGCUUAUUUGUACUUCAAUUCAAGAAAAUGGAGACGAGUUUUUCAAGUUGUCGAUCGAAAAAGCGUUUCGAUACAUUUCAACAAAAGUCGAAGUUCUCAAGAACUUACUAACGAAUUCUCCGAAUUUUGUGCUUACUGGAAACAUUAGGGCCACAUUAUGUGUUUCAGGUGAAACCCCGGCUCCAGAGAUUGUUGAUUUGCAAACAACAAGGUAUUGUAUUGACAUGAUCUUCGGUUCAUAUCUAUCAGAAAGUGUGAAAUGCGAUUAUCUUGAGCACAUGCUCGUUGACUAUUCCUCUUUGAACUCCUAUUUCAAGGAGAUAGAAUCCAAAAAGAGAGUGUUGGCAGCCAUAGAAGACAACAUGGAAUCAGUGGUCCUGAUAACGAAAAAGGCAAAAACCAAGUCGACGAAGGGGAAGAAUACAAGAAAGCCAGUGAAAAAGGUGCCUAUUGGUAAGGGCGCUUUAGACAGUUUUUUCGGGAAAACUUAA